AGAAGCGCAAAAGGAACGCAAAGUUCCCAGGCAGCUAGCUUAAAAGUUUACAUUGAAAAUAAAACAUUGCACUCUUUUAAACAGAACAAACGGAGGAUUUGUGGUGUUCCUCCUUGGAUGCUUUAUAAAUCCUAAAUUGUCAUUUGGCGGCCAUGGCAUACAACGAGUCAGUGGUUGUAGUGAAUGGAAGACAGGUGUCGUGCAUUGGGCAUGAUUGGGAGGACAUUCCAGAUUAUCUUGGGGUAAAAUAUGGAGAAUUGGCAAAAAGAUUGGAUCUCAGCUUCAACCAACUGAGGUCACUGACAGGCCUGAAAGUGUUCAGCCAACUGGAAGAGCUGAUUGUGGACAACAAUCUUCUCGGAAAUGACCUCCGGUUGCCCAGGUUACCGCGACUCCAUACCCUGACGCUCAAUAAGAACCAACUCACAGACAUUGAGGCCCUGCUGGAGCAUUUGAUGGAAGUGACGCCGGCCCUGGAAUACCUCAGCCUUCUGGGAAACGAGGCCUGUCCUAACCAGCUGGUCAGCAUGGAUAAAGACGAGGACGAUUAUCAGAGAUACAGGUUCUUUGUACUACAUAAGCUGACAAAUCUGAAGUUCCUGGACACCAGGAGAGUGACCCAGUGGGAGCGGUCAGAGGCCCAAGCACGCGGAGCUUUCAUGAAGGUGGUCAAGCCUAAAAAUGACCAAGACGCCAGGGAUGAUCUGAAGUCUGAAUCCGCCAGCAUGCUGUACACUCCUUUACCUCGAGGAUCCAAAGAUGCCAGAAACCACAAAGGGGUUUUCACCAAGUGCCGUUAUGUCUACUACGGCAAGCACUCGGAGGGCAAUCGAUUCAUCCGCAAUGACCAGCUCUGAUGGACAGACAGGUCAACGGAUAGACACGCAAAUGGGCUUUACAAAGAUAUCCUCCACAUAUUAUUAUAAAUAUACAUGUUGCCACACGCAUUUUAAGCAGCCAAACACAGCCCUCUAGUGCCGUCUACUGAGUGCGCCUUCAAUGCCACCUCUCAUCCCACUCGCUCCGGCUGAGCCCUGCCAUCCAGAUUGACAUGAUUGCCUUUAAGCAGCCCCGCCAUGCAGCGGUGACAGACACGCGCGUGGCCAAGUGCUCGUCCUGACAGCCGCGGCUCCAUGAUGGAUUGCCUGGUCCGACCGCCGCUCUCCGCAGGUCAAAGGUCCCACCUGAAGCUGCGGGCUGCCCACACAGAAGCCCAGGAUGAGCCUCUCUCAAAGUCAAAGAGAAAGUUGAAGAGAAAGAUGAGUUUUACACUUCAUCCGUUAUUAAAGUUUAUUACAUGAUGCGAUAAUCGUGCGUGUCGUGUCACUGUAGGCCGAGUGGCAGUCAUUGUAGGUUUUUUUCCCCAAUUAAAAAGUUAUGAAAACCAUUUGAAAAUGAAUCAACACUAGAGAAUAUGAACCCAUAAAAGGUUUACAUUUUACAUGCUUAUGAACAAAAUUCUUUAAUCUGUGGGUUAUCUAUAUGUUUUCAGUAUGAUUGUUCUAGAAACUAGAGCUCUUGAGGCUCUUCAGACUUCAGGUUCUGUGGCAUAUGUAUGUUUGUGUGUAUGUGAGGUGCAUGUGCAUGUCGUGUGCGAGGUUUGCGUGUUGCGGGGGCAGUUGUUGUGGUGCAGGAGCCUGGAGAUAGCUGUGAAAGGAGGUAAUGAGCUUUGCUUUAUUUCAUUCUUCCUCCGGAGGAACAGAGCAAAGAAAGACAGCAACUCUGCCAGCGAAAUAGACAAGGAAGGUUUGUGUGCGCGCGUGGGGAGGAAACAACUUUCCUCGUUCUUUUUGAUUGUUUCCUCAUGUGAUUUUUGGACCAAUUCACGUUAAUGACUUCUUCUUUUUUCUGUUUAUGUAUUUCUGUUUACGUGUUUUGGAAACUUACAGUGGCCAGCAGUAGAGUUUACUAACAAAUGCCAGAAAAUUUACCCAAAUUGAGAGAUGAAGCAAAUGUGCUGUAGUAAGAAUGAUGUUUUGUGUUUGUCCAAUUUGUUUUUCUACCUGUUGUGUUGUUAUUUUAAAUAUCACAUUCCAGAUUUUUCCUUUUUGCACUGAAGCUUUUAUAUUUACCACAACUAGCCUCAAAUCCCCAACAAAUUACAGUAGAAGACAUAAAGAAGUGUAGACACUACUGAUGAACUGCACCCUGUUCGGAGAUGUGCUUGGUUUUUGUGCUUAUAGGACUGUUUUGCAACAACAUUGAUUAUGGGACGAUUGUCCAUGUGCACAGAAGGUUCUUAAAGGGAUAGUUCACCAAAAAUGAAAUGUAAGCAACCAAACUGACCUCACCCCCCAUUGACUCCCAUUGUGUUCGUUUUCCCUACUAUGGCAGUAAAUGGGGGAUGAGAUCUGUUUGGUUACUGACAUUCUUCUAACUAUCUUCCUUUGUGUUUAGUAGAACAAAGAAAUUAAUACAGGUCUGGAACAAUCUGAGGGUGAGUAAAUGAUGACAGAAUUGUUAUUUUUGGGCGAACUAUGCCUUUGUGAACUUCCGCAAUAAUAUAAACCAGCUGGAAAACGUCACCCAUUGAUGUGGGGAUAUCUUUAGUUUAUUGAGGUAGCUUUAACAGCAACGGUAAUGUAAUACUGUAGUUAGUUUAUAAUCUAGUCAGGUAAAUAGUGAUGCCUUAAAAGCAAUUUAGUUGUUUAAACGUAAAACAAGAUGAAAAGAUGCGACAUGAGGGGAAAACUUCAUUUUUACACUUUUUUCGAAGAUAUUUAGUGUACAUUGACAUCAUAGAGCUGUCACCAGAAAUGCCUGAGCUGGCUUAUCGAGAACCAGGAAGUAACUGUGCAUAUGGUCAAUUCAUUAUAAAAUUCUUGUAAUACAUCAUUAUUUUAAGUAAACAGAAAUAUCUGUCACACCAAAGGACUAUUAAUGUGAAUUGCAAUAAAGUGAAAAGGUGAUCAAAAAUAGUUUAAAAGUCUUAUUUAACAUAUAGACUGAUUUAAUAUAUACUUUAUAUAUUUGUCUAUUACUCAUGUCUGUAAUAAAAAUAUGUUAUGAAUAAUGCACUGCAAUUCUUGUAUGAGCACUGUGUAUUGUGAA
This is a messenger RNA of Triplophysa dalaica, 3051 nucleotides long. RefSeq names its product leucine rich melanocyte differentiation associated (gene lrmda). Gene Ontology annotation, molecular function: protein binding. Gene Ontology annotation, biological process: melanocyte differentiation. The record is from RefSeq and is a predicted model, not a curated record. The coding region runs from base 153 to 857 and encodes 234 amino acids. The transcript is spliced from 7 exons. NCBI's taxonomy places the organism in Eukaryota, Metazoa, Chordata, Actinopteri, Cypriniformes, Nemacheilidae.